AUGCACAAACGUGGUAUGCUUAUUUUUACUGGAUCUAUUGGAGUUGGAAAAACAUCAACUAUUGAUGCAUUUAUGAAAUAUUUUGAAACAGAAAAAGGAAAAAAGUUACUUAACGGAGUAACGAAUGGAACAAUAAGAAAUUAUACAUUACAAAAGUUUAUUAUUCAAUGUUAUAAAGAACAAUUGGAAAACAAUAAAAAUAAAAAAUUACUAAUUUUUGAACGUCAUCCUCGUGAAGCAUUAAAAGUAUUUUGUGAAAUAGAUAAAACAAAAAAAAAACAAUUAAUUACGUGUUAA
Molecule: messenger RNA, 297 nt
Organism: Entamoeba dispar SAW760
Lineage: Eukaryota; Evosea; Mastigamoebida; Endamoebidae
Exons: 2
Coding region: 1-297 (98 amino acids)
Source: RefSeq, a predicted model, not a curated record